Cavia porcellus (domestic guinea pig) is the source of this 1693-nucleotide messenger RNA. It is a transcript of the gene R3hcc1, whose product is annotated as R3H domain and coiled-coil containing 1. The transcript is spliced from 8 exons. Bases 1 to 1572 code for a protein of 523 amino acids. Gene Ontology annotation, molecular function: nucleic acid binding. Lineage: Eukaryota; Metazoa; Chordata; Mammalia; Rodentia; Caviidae. The record is from RefSeq and is a predicted model, not a curated record.
AUGACCACGUCCAACCACGCCCCUCUCCCGCCUGCUUUGGGCCACGCCCCCAGCCCCGUCCACACCAAGACCCCGCCCUCCGCCGCUCCUGCGUUACCUCCCCCGAGCCGCGCGGUGGCGCUAAGUCUCCGCCGGGGCCGGGAGCUGCGGAGACUCGCGACAGCGCGCAGGCGCCUGGGGUCCCUGACGGCGGCGGCGUCGCAUAGGGCGACCGCGGCGCUCCUACCGGUCACCCUGGCCCUUCUCUGCUUGGACGGUGUCUUCUUGUCGUCGGCCGAGAAUGACUUUGUCCACCAGGUCCAGGAGGAGUUGGACCGCUUUCUGCUGCAGAAGCAGCUGUCAAAGGUUCUGCUUUUCCCCCCACUGUCCAGUCGCCUGCGGUACCUGAUCCAUAGAACAGCGGAAAAGUUUGAUCUCUUGAGCAGCUUCUCUGUUGGUGAGGGGUGGAGAAGGAGGACAGUCAUCUGUCACCUGGACAUCAGGGUACGGAGUUCAGAUGGCCCCUCUGGCCCCUGCCGUCCACCUGCCUUCUACCCCGGCAAAUACCAUGGUGCUCGGCCCACCUCAAACCAGGGAGCAGGUGUUGGUCCUCGAGGUCCACAGCCUGGCCGGUGGCAUCGUGAACGAAAGCCAGACCAACCUUUGUAUGUGCCCCGGGUGCUGCGCAGGCAGGAAGACAGGACAGAGACCUCUACCCCAGGGCUCAAGGGAGAGGCCCCUGCUGGUGGGGCCCUGGAAGAGCCUCCUGAUGCUGGUGCUAGGAACCACAACACUGAUCAGGUGCUCCCAGUGUUGAUGACUCAGGAAACAGAAGACUCGAAGGGCUCAGGCCAAAGCUGUGAGAAUGAGCCAAGGCUAGAGCUAGCUGACCCUGAGCCCUCAGGGCCUGAGAGUCCCUCAGGAAAGGAAUGUGCAGUGGAGGUGGCCACACAGCUAGAGUCCAGUUUGCAGCCAGCCCUGGAAGAGGAGGACUCCAGUCAGCUGGAGCAGAGUCUGGUGGACAGAGGGAAGGAGGACAAGGAAGAAGAGGCCAGCUGCCCAGAGGAUGACUACCGUGAGCUGCUCCAGGAGAUCACAGCGAACCUGACAGAGAAGGAGAUUGAGAUAGAAAAGGCACAGCUCGAUGCGUCCUGCUUCGUGGAGGAGCUGCCUGGGGAGAAGGACCUGGCACACGUGGUGGAGAUCUAUGACUUCGAUCCGGUGCUCAAGACGGAGGACCUGCUGGCAACAUUUUCUGAGUUCCAGGAGAAGGGGUUCAAGAUCCAGUGGGUGGACGACACCCAUGCACUCGGCAUCUUCCCUUGCCUGGCCUCAGCCACUGAAGCCCUGACCAAGGAGUUUUCCAUUCUCAAGAUCCGGCCGCUCAAGGAGGGAACCAAGCAGUCAAAGCUCAGAGCCCUACAGAAGCUAAAGCUCCUGCAACUGGUGAAGGAGAGGCCACAGACAGAUACGGUGGUGGCCCGGAGGCUGGUGGCCCGGGCUUUGGGGUUCCAACACAAAAAGAAAGAGCGGCCUUCCAGUGCAAGCAACCACCUGUCAUCCCAAGGUCCCAGGCCUGGCUGCCCAGACUAAGCCCGGGCCCAAAACCACAAGCCUUUACAGACGCCAAGAGAGUCCUGUGCCUCUGUGUGAGCCUCAGUUUAAUCCCAGAAAUUGAAAGGAAAUUAAAACUAAAGUUCUGUUUGCUUGGAAA